CCUUCAAAGAAAGUUCUGCCGCCUCAAAGCUAGUCGUGCAGGCUCGAUAGCCAACUUUAUCUUUUAGCUUUGUUUAUCUGAUCUCUCUCUCUCUCUCUCUUCGCUGAGAAUCUUGCCUUCUCCUUCUACCUCUUCUUCGUCUACUUCCUUCUUCCGGGAAAACUUCUCUUUUUAGUAUUCUAUCUAUCCUCCUCUCCUCUUCGCAGCUCCAGCUCGAGUCCCAUGGCAUUCGCUCCAGUGGCCGUGCGCACUGCAGACGCGCUUCUUGCUCUCGCGCACGAGCUCGCUGCCAUGGCCGCCGACGCAGGCGCUGCGGGAUCGAUGGCUGGGGAAUCCCUCCGCCUCGCACGCAAGGUCUCUCUUCUUGUGCACCUACUCGAGGAAAUUCGAGACUUCGCCUGGCGGAAUGGCGGCGAGGCACCUUCGUCGUCUUCCCCGGCGGAUAAGUUGAAAUGGUCGUGCAUUUCAGAAAUGGUUGUUGCGCUACAGGUAGUAAGGAGGUUCCUUAUUCUUCACAGAGGGAGGAUUUUGGGCGAGAAUUCCGUUGCGGAAUCAAAGUGCAACAAUAUAACAAUCCAAUACCAGUUUGUGGCAUGGCAGCUGGAGAAGGUUAUAGGGAACAUUUCAUAUGAGUAUUUCAAAAUACCUGAUGAAGUCCAGGAGGAGGUUGAAUUGGUGCGUGCCCAACUACGAAGAGAAACUAGAAAGGCUGGAACUGUGAAUUUGAACAUAUUUCAAGAAAUUUUUAGCUUGUUAUCCUCUACCAGUUCCAAAGCUCUUAAACGGCAAUCUCAUUUUAAGUUGGAAGAAGUAAAAUAUGAGACUGAUAGCAAUAUUGAUCAGGAUCUUUUAGACAUAGUUAUACUUGUUGCCAAAGUCAAUGGUAAAUCUAGGUAUCAUGCAGAGAGAAUGCUACCCAAUCUGAUUGAAAGACUUAAAAAAUCUGGCGUUGUUGGCCUCACUGGUAAUGUAAAAGUUGAGAACAAGCUGAUGGAAUAUGGAAGGAGCAUAGCAGACGAGAACAAUGCUGAUUCUCCUGUGAUUCCGGAGGAUUUCCUGUGCCCAAUUUCUCUAGAACUCAUGAGAGAUCCUGUUAUUGUUUCCACGGGCCAGACAUAUGAGCGCUCUUUUAUUCAGAGGUGGAUUAACUGUGGUAACAGAACCUGCCCUAAGACUCAGCAGAAGCUCCAAAACCUUACUUUGACUCCUAACUACAUACUGCGAAGCCUAAUCAUGCAGUGGUGUGAGGUUAAUUUUAUGAUCGAACAACCUCCCCAACCUAUCAGUAGGGCCAAAAGUGAUGGCUCACUUGAUGAGAGUACUAAAGAAAGUUCUUUGAUUGAGGCUUUAGUUUCGAAACUCGCAAGUAGGUCGCCGGAUGAUCAAAAGUUGGCUGUGGCCGAAAUCCGCUUGCUUGCGAAAACUAGCAUGAACAACAGAAUAAUCCUAUCUCAAGCUGGAGCAAUUCCAGCUCUUGUGAGUCUCUUACAUUCAGAAGACAAAAAGUCUCAGGAGCAUGCAGUGACAUCCCUUCUCAACCUCUCAAUGUAUGAUCAGAACAAGGGAGAGAUAAUCCUUGCAGGAGCAGUUAUUCCAAUUGUUGAAGUACUCAAAUUUGGAAACAUGGAAGCUAGAGAGAACGCUGCAGCUGCACUAUUUAGUUUAUCUCUAAUUAAUGAGAACAAGAUAGCCAUUGGUUCUACUCCUGGAGCUAUGGAAGCACUCAUAAAAUUGCUUGAGACUGGUCGCCCAAGAGGAAAGAAGGAUGCUGCAACUGCUUUGUUCAAUUUGUGCAUCUAUCAAGGAAACAAGUCGAGAGCUAUAAGAGAUGGAAUACUUGGGCCUUUACUUCUCAUGCUUGAGGAUUCUGAAACUGGACAUUUGGUGGAUGAAGCACUGACCAUUUUAUCCCUUCUUGUCAGCCAUGAAGAGGGAAAGGAAGCUAUAACAAAUGCGAAUACGAUUCCAAUUCUGCUCGAUUGUGUAAGAACUGGAACAGAACGCAAUAAGGAGAAUGCUGUGGCGAUACUGCUUGGAAUUUGCCAAAACAACAGUAAGAACCUUGCUUAUAUGGGUAGGCUGGAUGCAGUUGUUCCUCUUACAGAGAUUGCAAGGAGCGGCACAGAGAGAGCAAAGCGCAAGGCUAUUUCUCUUCUGGAACAGCUGCGAAAGAUGCAGAUUCACUGA
This is a messenger RNA of Dendrobium catenatum, 2187 nucleotides long. RefSeq names its product U-box domain-containing protein 11. The transcript is spliced from 4 exons. Gene Ontology annotation, biological process: protein ubiquitination. Gene Ontology annotation, cellular component: cytoplasm; nucleus. NCBI's taxonomy places the organism in Eukaryota, Viridiplantae, Streptophyta, Magnoliopsida, Asparagales, Orchidaceae. Bases 223 to 2187 code for a protein of 654 amino acids. Gene Ontology annotation, molecular function: protein binding; ubiquitin-protein transferase activity. The record is from RefSeq and is a predicted model, not a curated record.